AGAAUGUCUUCCAGACUUCUUAACAAUAAAAAAUAUUAGAAAACAAGAUUAGCGUCUGUCAAAUGGGGCUCCCUCUCCAUUUCUCUCUGCACACCUUUCCUUUGGGGGGAGAAGAAGAGGAGAAUAGCAUGAAAAGUGCAAAAUGUUUCAAAUUCCUGUUCAAAAUCUUGAUAAUAUCAGGAAGGCUCGAAAAAAGGUGAAGAGCAUUCUUGUGGAUCUUGGACUCGACAACUGCAGGGAAUUGUUGAAGAAUCUUAAAAGUUUUGACCCAGGUGAAAAACACUUUUGUAAUACUUCGUGGAGUGAUGUCUCUCCUUGGGAGUCUGUGGGCAAAAGGAAGAGAUACAGAACAAAGCCGUACUGCUGUAGCUUAUGCAAGUUCUCGUCCAAAUUGCUUACUUCCUUCAGGAAUCACUUGCACCGUUACCAUGAGGAUGAGAUGGACCAAGAGCUGGUGGUUCCUUGCCCAAAGUGUGCAUUUGCUUCUGAUCCAAAAAUAGUGGGAAAACAUAUCAAGAUGUUUCAUUCAUCUAAUAAACGAACACAGAACUAUACAGUCAGCAUUUUGGGUGGCAUGAAACAAUUCAGGAAUGACAUUAUAAAAUUUACGUGUCUAAAAUGUCAGUUUACGGACACGCUGUAUUACAACAUGAAGAAACAUGUGCUGAUGAACCAUUUUCAAAACCUGAUAAGUAUAUAUUUUGGCCAGAAACUUGUUGAAAGUAAAGAGAAUUCUGUUGAGCACUACUGUAAAAAAUGUGAUGCUUCUGCAAACAGUCAAGAUUCUCUAAUGUACCAUGUCUUGACAGAUGAAACACACGGAGACCUAGAGAACAAGCUUCGGUCUGUGAUUUCAGAACAUAUUAAGAAACCAGGACUCACGAAACAAAUGCAUAUUGCUCCAAAGCCUCCCCCAGGCAGUCCUGUGGCUGCUCCGUCUGCGGGUCCUGUGGCUGCUCCUGCGGGUCCUGUGGCUGCUCCGGCAUGCAUCCAGCUCGCGUUUCCACAGAAUUGUCAAAACCAGAGUGUGGUGCAGCCACAAGUAGUUCAAAACACAGUCAGGCCGCUGGCUGUUUCAAGUGCCUCUGGUAGCCUUCCACAUACAACUUCUGCUCCAGCUGUUACCCCAUCGCACGUUGCUCUUGUAUCUAGUAAUCUUCCCGUAGGUCAGAGUAACGUUAAUAUUCAGCCAUCACCUUCCCAGCCUAUCAUUGUUUCCCAUAGGCUCCCCCUUAAUCAGCCUGUUAGGCCCGGAGCUAUUCCUCUUAAUCCUUCUGUUGGGACUGUAAAUAGACCUGUGGCCCCCGCUGUUCUUCCUCUUAAUCAGCCUGUCAGGCCUGGGCUCUUUCCUAUUAAUCAACCCAUCGGUACUAUAAAUGUUCCAGUUGCAGCUGGAACGCUACCUGUUACCCAGCCAGUCAAUCCUGUGAAUCAACCGGUUGCUGCGGGAGUUCUCCCUGUCAACCAGUCGCUGGGGAAUGUGAAUAGACCCAUUGGUCCAAGGGUCCUUCCUGUGGCGCAGACAGUUGCGUCAAACGUUCUCCAGCUUAGCCAGCCUGUUGCCUCUGGUGUUGUUCCUGUCAGACAGCCUGUCAGACCUGGGUUUCUUCAGCUUAAUCAGCCUGUUGCCCCGGCAGUUAUCCCAGUAAAUCAGCCAGUUCAGUCUGCGGUUUCUCAAAACACAACUUUUCUGACGACAGGUUCCAUACUUAGGCAGUUGAUUCCAACUGGUAAGCAGGUGAAUGGGAUACCUACGUACACGCUUGCCCCAGUUUCAGUUACGUUGCCCAUGCCUCCUGGGGGUGGAGUAGCAACUGUUACGCCGCCCCAAGUGCCCAUCCAGCUCAUGCAGCCUGGGCCAGUAACUCAGUUGUCCCAGUCACCGGCCAGCGCUCCCUCUCCUCCUGUAGUUUUAACGUCUCCAAAUAUAGUGUUGCAAGGCUCCUCGCCUGGUCCUGAAACCAGUCACGCUGUCAGACAGGCCAAGCAGUGGAAGACUUGCCCUGUUUGCAAUGAGCUUUUCCCCUCAAAUGUCUACCAGGUGCACAUGGAAGUGGCCCACAAACAUGGUGAAGUAAAAAGGGAGGAGACCCAGGAGCCUGACAAGCUUGCAGCUUUCGCCCCCUUUCUGUGGAUGACAGAAAAGACAGUCUGGUGUUUCUCCUGUAAAUGUUUUCUCUGUGAGGAAGAGCUCAUGAAGCAUCUCUUGAUGCAUGGCUUGGCUUGCUUGUUUUGCACAGUUACUUUCCAUGACUUAAAAAGCCUCGUGGAGCACAAUAAAACUGCACAUGAUGGGAAAAAGCAGUUACACGCAGAUUAUAGCAACAGAGGAUUUCAACUAGGUAAUGAUGCUCAGGGUGACCUUGUAUUUCCACACUUUGAUUUCAAUACAGUGUUACCGAAAGAAGACAUUGGUGAAAGGGAAGUACAUUUGAUAGUGCUUGCUGGACUGAGUUCCAGGAUCCUUGUCCCUGUUUACGUCAAAGUGAAACCUCAGUCAGCAGAAGUGAACAACAGAUCCAGCAGGAAAAUAUUAACUUGUCCCUUUUGCUUCGGUACGUUUGUUAGCAAAGAGACCUACGAAACGCAUUUGAAGGAGCGGCAUCACAUAAUGCCAACCGUACAUACGAUUUUGAAGUCUCCUGCUUUCAAGUGCAUCCACUGUUGUGGUGUGUACACGGGAAAUAUGACCCUGACGGCUAUUGCCGUCCACCUGCUCCGUUGUAGAAGUGCUCCCAAAGACAGCAACUCGAGAGUGAAGAUGCAGCUUGAGCGUACCGAGAAGAAAGAGCUCCUGUUUGUCAACGGUGAAAAGCAUGAUUCUGUGAUGCUGAAACGAAAGCAGUCGGAUUCCUGCUUUGUUGGAGAAGACCAAAGGAAUAAGGAACAGCAGCCUCUGAGCAUAAGUACUGGCAUAGCUCUGUCUCCAGAAGAAGUGAAUUCCGGGGUAGUGCCUUUCAAACGACAAAAGAUGAAUAGUAGGGCUGAGAUGAAGCUUCCUUGUACUGAGGAUUUUCACAUUCUAGCAGUAGAUCCUAAACGGUACGAUCACAAUUCGUAUGAGUCUCAAAACCAGUUUUUGACAGACUACUUUAACGAGAGGCCAUAUCCUUCUAAAAAGGAGUUGGAAUUGCUUUCCUCGCUGCUGUAUGCGUGGAAAAUUGAUGUUGCAUCGUUCUUUGGGAAAAGGAGGAAUAUAUGCUUAAAGGCGAUAAAUAAUCACAGACCCUCUGUGCUGCUGGGUUUCAGUAUGUCUGAACUAAAAAAUGUUAAGCACAGUUUGACGAUAGAAGACACAUCAUUAGAUAUGUAA
Molecule: messenger RNA, 3313 nt
Organism: Eurypyga helias (sunbittern)
Lineage: Eukaryota; Metazoa; Chordata; Aves; Eurypygiformes; Eurypygidae
Gene: ADNP2
Product: ADNP homeobox 2
Exons: 5
Coding region: 143-3313 (1056 amino acids)
Biological process (GO): regulation of gene expression
Cellular component (GO): nucleus
Molecular function (GO): DNA binding
Source: RefSeq, a predicted model, not a curated record